Orbicella faveolata is the source of this 2883-nucleotide messenger RNA. RefSeq names its product ribosome assembly protein METTL17, mitochondrial-like. Gene Ontology annotation, molecular function: methyltransferase activity; structural constituent of ribosome. Gene Ontology annotation, biological process: translation. Lineage: Eukaryota; Metazoa; Cnidaria; Anthozoa; Scleractinia; Merulinidae. The record is from RefSeq and is a predicted model, not a curated record. Gene Ontology annotation, cellular component: mitochondrial small ribosomal subunit.
GGCUUGAAGGAGUACAGGCCUGCCAUUUCUAAGUUGUCUUUUGUAUCUCUGUCCACCCAAGUCUCAGUCAUUCAUAUGAAAAUACAUGUGAUUAACCUGUCUAACUUGUGGAUUCAUUUUCAUGCAAAUUAAACUCAUUUCCAUUUGAAGAGUUUUGUGCAAGGAGUCAUUUUGAAACUUUUUCCUCUUGCCUUCCUAAACUUACAGAGAAGAUUGAUCACUCAAUGUCAAGAUGACGAAUUUUCAAUAUAUUUUGACAGUAUAGUAAAUGGUUACAGUAUCUCCCUGACCCUGGCCCUCUGGUUCCAAAUAAAUUACAACUGAACCUCAUGACCUUGGGGUAGUCGCCUGUGAAAAGGCUCCAGCUUGGGGGGUCUGCAUGACCAUGGCUGGAAGGGCUGAGAAGAAACUGGCCGAGAGUGAAGUGGUCGAGGGGGGAAUGGGGUGGGGGUUGUAUCCUCUUCCUGCUUUCUCUUCGCCCCAUCCUCGACUAGAGAGCCUGUUCACAGGCUAUCAGGGUGGGGAAAGAGGGUCCCUUGUGGCUUGAUAUAUUCUAACUCAUCACUGGCCUAUCAUUACCUUAUGCCGACUGUGAGAAAUUGUCAAAAGAAAAAAGAAAAAUUGUCUACUUGGUAAUUUGAUAUUUGCCCUGUUCGUUGUCAGUACUGGAAGUACAUUACGUUUCCCGUUACAUGAAGUAGAUUGUGUUUUCGUCCCAGUUUUCCCUCGGCCGCCACAAGAGGGACAUCGGGAGAAGAACAUGAGUGGAAGAAAUCUUUGUAUUCGUGCGGUGGAACGGUGCAAAUCUUGCUGGUUUCUUUUUAAUCAGCGUCUCGUCACUCCAGGAAAGGUUCUGAGUUCCAAUUUUAGUACCAGCCAUCAAGAACCUUCCGACAACAUUCACACAACAGAGAAGUAUGGCUAUGGGCAAAGUGGAUUAGAUCAACGUGACAAGGAAGCUGCCGGAUUGUUUUAUCUCAGUACAGUGUAUUUACCUGAACAGCUAGAGAAAAAUCUUCAAAAAUAUCUCAAAAAAUUCCCAAAGAAGGUAGUUGAAAGUGAUGGAAGAAAACUUGCAAGGCACAUUCGAAAUAGAGGACGUCCAACAGAGCAAACAUGGCAGAAAUACAGAGAAUCUAAAAGACAGAGAGAUAUACUGGCAGCAAGCCAAGUUAAUCCUGAUGACGUUUUAAAGUUGGAAAACCAGCGAGCGGAAAGUGUACUUGAUGACAGUGGUGAUGUAAGUGAGGAUGAGGAAUAUGAAGAUGAUGAGCAAGCUGAAUUGACAGAAACAGACAAUGAGCAAGAAAAUGUUGACAGUGUGGGUGUUGAAGAGGAAGAAAAUGAUACAGACAUAAAAACGAAGGAGAGUGAUGAAAACAGCACUCCUACUGGUAAUAAAAAAGCAAAGGUGACACAAAAGCCAAAGGGCACUGAAUAUAAACUAAUAAGAUAUGGUGAAAGAGAAGCUGCUGCUUAUGCAGCAAGUCGCAUUCCAGCUAGUUAUGCUGCGACACUCAGAGUGUUUCAUGAAAUAAGUCGUCGCGAACCAGACUUCAAACCAGAAAAUCUUUUAGAUUUUGGUUCUGGCUCUGGAUCAGCAACAUGGGCGGCCCACGAGAAAUGGGGAGAUUCCAUCAGGGAAUAUCAGUGUGUAGAUGUGUCUCAAGACAUGAAUAAUCUAUCUGAAUAUCUCCUUAGAGGUGGUGAGGGAUUGAAGCAUGCUCUCCAUAUUCCAAGAGUUUAUUUCAAGAGAUUUUUACCAGUUUCCAAUAUGAUCACUUACAAUGUUGUAGUGGCUUCCUAUGCCCUCAGUGAAAUACCAAAAGCAUCCCUCAGACAAAUGGCAGUACGAAGCUUAUGGGGAAAAACAAGUGACUUCUUGGUUAUUAUUGAGCAUGGAAAUUCUGAAGGGUUUGAAAUUACAUCUGAAGCCAGAAACUUGGUGCUGAAGGUAGAAAGAAAAAAGCUUCUUGCACACUCUGUCACUGCAGUUUUCCCCAAAUUUUGUUUUGGUUUUGCCUCUUGUUUACCAAAUGACACACUUCUUGUUUCCCAAAUGACAGCCUUCAUCACUACAACCUCCUUGUUUGUAUUUAAAUAUGACAUUACAUUGUUUGACAUUAAAUAUUCGAAUGUCUUCGUAAUACAGAGAGAGAACGAUGAUUCAGUGGAGACGGAGACUUCAGCAGGUGAAGAGUUCCAAUACAUUGACCCAGCUGAUGAGGAAAUGGAUAAUGGCUUUGUGUUUUCUCCAUGUCCGCACGAUGUGAAGUGUGCAAGGUCAGAUGCCAAGACUAGAGAUCACCCUUGCAACUUUGAACAAAGAGCACAGUUGGCAUUUUGUCAGAAAAACAGCAGAUUAAAGAAGAGGGGAUUUCAUACCGAGAGGUUUUCUUAUAUCGUGNGGGCAUCUAGAUUUCUUUAUUAUUUCCCAGAGAAGCCAUGGCCUCGGGUUCUGGAACCGAUGAAGAAAAGAAGACGACACGUGAUUUGUAAACUUUGCUGUAGCUCGGGUGACUUAAAACAGAAAAUUUUCACUAGGAAGAAAGAUAGUGACAUUUACAAGUGUGCUCGACACUUAACAAAGUGGGGUGAUUUACUGCCAGACCCAGAGCACAGAGAAAGGCCAGUUAAAAGCAGAGUGACUCGCCCGGCAAAAUCUGCUAGUCCCUAGCUGUGCAAUGAAGGAUGUUAAAGAAGUCUGUCAAGGAAGGCUAAAUACAGUUGUGAACGAAGUGUGGAAAUCGGGGGAAAUUUAUUAAGUUCGAGGAAGGAACAUGUAAAUGUUUAAAUGAAAGUGCGAAAAGUUUAUUCAAAUCUGUGUUUCUUUGUCAGUUAGUCCAAAGUAAAUCACCAAUAAAAUGACGAAUGUGCGAUCGA